Molecule: messenger RNA, 3149 nt
Organism: Melanotaenia boesemani (Boeseman's rainbowfish)
Lineage: Eukaryota; Metazoa; Chordata; Actinopteri; Atheriniformes; Melanotaeniidae
Product: protein-arginine deiminase type-2-like
Exons: 16
Coding region: 102-2210 (702 amino acids)
Cellular component (GO): cytoplasm
Molecular function (GO): calcium ion binding; protein-arginine deiminase activity
Source: RefSeq, a predicted model, not a curated record
UCCAGAAACAACUCGGUUGUUCUCAAAUUACAGACUUUUAACUUGGGAACAGCUGAAGCUUCCGCCUCUUAACAUCAGCUGAAGACAACGAACAACCAAACAUGUUUCAAGUUUCCCAAACCGCUUCACCGUCCGCUUUGCCUGCUUUCUUACAAAAAAGACCAGUGAUGGCGGGUUAUCAGCGAACACUUCGUCUGGACACAAACAGACCGCAAGCCGUUGUCCAUGUCCUCGGCACGUCUCUGAAGACCAGCCUGAACAGGAGUGCCCCUCCCUCCUCCAAGUUCUUCUCAGUGAAAUGCACUCCCAGUGUUCAGUACAGCAUAACCCCCCCACCUCAAGGGACAUCCCAUCUCACUCCCAUCCCUCUUCAGGGAAACUCGGUCCUGCUCAUCAGCAUGAGCCAAGCCAGCCAAGAAGAAAAUGAUAGCAAGCUGUCUGUCUGCUACUACGGAGAGAACAAGAAGGUGUUGGGGAUAGCUGUGCUGCACCUGACUGCUGUUGAGAUCUCUCUGGAUGUGGACGCUGACAGAGACGGCGUUGUGGAGAAAAACAACCCCAAUAAGGGAUCUUGGAAAUGGGGUUCCAGUGGACAUGGAGCCAUCCUUUUGGUUAACUGUGACUCAGAGCCGACCUACCAGAAGAAACCAGACUGUCAGGAAGACUGCACCCCCAAAGUGUCUGAUUUGAAGGACAUGUCGCUCAUGGUGCUUCGGACCAAAGGCCCUGCACGGCUCCCGAGUGGCUACAAACUCACCAUGCACAUCUCUCAGGGAGAUGCAGAAAGCGUUCGAGUCUUCAGGUCUCGAAUCCCCGGAGUGCAGAAAAACACCUUACAGCAGCCCUCUAGCACCGUUGUGAAGGACCUUCUACGGGUGCUGAGCAUCGACGUUCUGUCUCAGGAUGUGCCUUACGUUGGAGGAACAGCAGAGAUGAACUUUUAUGUGGAGGGCCUCAGAUUUCCUGACAAAGACUUUGAUGGACUCAUCAGCAUCAGCCUCAGCCUGCUGGAACCCAUCUCUGCUGGCCUUCCUGAGACGCCCAUCUUCACCGACAAAGUUGUCUUCAGAGUGGCUCCAUGGAUAAUGACACCCAACACCCUCCAGCCCAUGGAGGUGUUUGUCUGCAGUACAUCUGACAACAACCAGUUCCUGAAAGGGAUGAACAACCUUGUAGCAAAGGUUGGGUCCAAACUGAAGAUAUGCAGUGAGGAUGUGAACAGAGGAGACCGCUGGAUGCAGGAUGAACUGGAAUUCGGAUACAUUGAUUCACCCCAUCACUGGUUUCCUGUUGUUCUGGAUUCCCCACGAGAUGGAGAGCUUCAGGACUUUCCAUAUGACGAGCUGCUGGGCCCUGACUUUGGCUAUGUGACGAGGAUUGCAAAGAGGAAGGAUGUAAGCAGUCUGGACUCGUUCGGUAAUCUGGAGGUUAGCCCUCCUGUCACUGUGAAUGGAAAGAAUUUCCCUCUGGGCAGAAUCCUCAUCGGGGUUGCCUUCCCUACGGCAACUAAAGGACGAAACAUGACCAAAGUAGUUCAAGACUUUCUGUGGGCUCAGAAGGUUCAGGAGCCCAUUGCCUUGUUUUCUGACUGGCUCUUUGUUGGCCACAUAGAUGAAUUCAUGACUUUUGUUCCUGCAAAAGACAGAAAGGGCUUCCGUCUGCUGCUGGCCAGCCCAGAUGCAGGCUACAAACUAUUCAGAGGCUUACAGAAGGAUGGACAUGGACAAGCCAAACUGUUUGAGGGUCUGAAAGGUCAAGAACCAGUGACAUUGGACGAGAUACUAAAUGAUAAAAGUCUCCAGGCUGAAAAUAACUAUGUGCAGAGCUGCAUUGACUGGAACAGGGAUGUACUAAAGAGAGAGCUUGGACUGGAUGAUGAUGACAUUGUUGACCUGCCAAUCCUCUUCAAAUUGGAACUGGAGAAGAAGGAGGAGGAGGAGGAAACAUACAGAGCGGUGGCUUAUUACCCUGACAUGGUGAACAUGAUUGUGUUGGGGAAAAGCCUCGGCAUCCCAAAGCCAUUUGGCCCCAAGGUGAAUGGACGGUGUGCGCUUGAGGCUGAGAUGUGUUCCCUGAUGGAGGGUCUGGGUCUCUCCUGUACAUUCAUUGAUGACUUUGCCUCCUACCACAAACUGCUGGGAGAGGUGCACUGUGGCUCCAACGUCCGCAGGAAACCAUUCGACUUCAAGUGGUGGAAUCUGGAGUUUUAAAUGAAAACUAAGGAAGGUUAAAAUACUAGUCCUUAAGGUUUAGGUGACAGUACUGAUGGCACCAGAAAACAACAGCUACACCAAACCCUUCACAAAAUGACCCAUGUGAAAUGUUGCAGCAGCAAAAUGGAGAUGCGUCUCCUGCACCUGCUUCACAGUUAAAGCAACUCCCCCUUGUACCAGACUUGAACAUGUCACAUCCAAAGCUGCAGCAGCAGGAAAUGAUUUCUCUGCAUGAGCAACAUCUCACCAGAACUCUGACGCCUGCACAGCAGUCAGCAGAGCCAGAUUACAGAGGUUCUUUGUCCCUGACAUACAAAAAGCUGAAAUUAAAUACACAUUGAGAUUGUUAUUGCUUAGCAAAGUGGUAUAGUUUGCCUCAAAGCUUUACAAAUCUUUGUCUUAAAAUAGUUUUCUUCUCUUACUUUAACAUAAGUACCAUGUCAUCCCAAAGUUGUUGCAGAGUAGUAAUCUACAUUUAAAUAAGAAAUAAUUACUCUGGGUUGGACAUUGGUGAGCUUCUUCAAGUCUUUUGAGCAGGAAUUAAAGCAAAAAGAAAUGCAAUCAUUAGAACUGGGCACAUGGAAAAUUUGCUCCCAGUGCUGAAGUGAAGCACAAUAGAUAAAUAAUACAUCAUUAUGUUCAAUAACAAUACAGAACCACUAGAGGGCAGACAUCAUCUACUCCAGCAUUUCCAUGUCCCAAUAUAACAGUUUUCCUUCAACUUAAACUUUUUUUUAAUAACUGACAUGUCUCCAGUCUCCAUCUAAAUGAUUUAAUGCAAAAACACGGCUGAAUUAAUUCAGUUUGAACUGUUUGUUGUUCUACAUUUUUCAAGGUCUUCAACUUUUGUACUGUCACACAGUAUAAAUGCCGUCAUUAACUUACUUCUCGUUGUACCAUGUAUCAUUGAAUAAAAGUCCAGCGUCUGUCAAAUCA